Messenger RNA from Blastomyces dermatitidis ER-3, 2305 nucleotides. Its product is annotated as GTP-binding protein. Bases 304 to 1932 code for a protein of 542 amino acids. Gene Ontology annotation, cellular component: nucleolus. The record is from RefSeq and is a predicted model, not a curated record. Gene Ontology annotation, molecular function: GTP binding. The transcript is spliced from 3 exons. Lineage: Eukaryota; Fungi; Ascomycota; Eurotiomycetes; Onygenales; Ajellomycetaceae.
UUUUCAUCUGUUUUGCUGUGUUAUUCCAAGUUAUCUGUCCCCCGCGUUUCCCGAAUUAGAUCUGAUAAAAGUUUCAGGCUAGCUGAUUAGUCAUGACAACAUUCGGAUAUAUAUUCCCCCGAUAAACACCGUUCUUGGCGCUCGAAAUCUUGGCGUCUUUGCUCCACACAAAAAUGUUUGAUAGUGAAGACGAGACACGGAGGAGCGAAGAAAAGGCAGACAGCAUUAUCGGUGCUCUCCUUUUCUCGAACACAAACAUUAAUUUCUUUUCUUGACUAAUUUUGGAAGCAGAGACUUUUCAAAAUGGUCAAGCUUGGCAAGAAGUCCAAGCGCACGCCGGUAAGGCUGCGGCAUAAGAUUGAGAAGGCCAGUGCAGCGAAACAGAGGAAAUCAAGAAAAUUGGCGAAAAAGAACCCUGAAUGGCGGUCAAAACUAAAGAAGGAUCCCGGUAUUCCCAAUCUGUUCCCCUAUAAAGAUAAGAUCCUCCACGAAAUUGAAGAGAAGAAGCGGUUGAAGGAGGAGGAAACCCGGCGCAUACGGGAGGAAGCUAGGAGGGCUCGUCAAGGCGGCGCGGAGGAUUUUCAAGAUGCGCAACUGGAGGACGAAGACAUUUUGGACCAGGACGAUGAUUUGAUAGAUGAUGAUAUGGACCAGGAUGUUGACGAGUCGAAUCCCAUGGCUGCAUUGCUUGCCUCCGCUCGGGCGAGAGCGGCUGAGUUUGACGGCGAAGACGACGAUGAUGAAAUGGAUGAGGAUGACAUGGAUGAAGAUGACGACGAUGAGGAUGAGGAUGGUGGUGCUCCUUUGGAUGACUCGAUGGAUACGACCUUUGAGAAGUCAGCGCCGAAGGAGACUUCGAGACGGGCAUUUGACAAAGUAUUUAAGCAAGUCGUUGCUGCCGCAGACGUCGUAUUAUACGUUCUUGACGCUCGAGACCCAGAAGGUACAAGAUCAAAAGAAGUUGAAAGAGAGAUCAUGGCUGCAGAUGGGGGAUCCAAGAGACUCAUUUUAAUUCUGAACAAGAUCGAUCUUGUUCCACCGCCUGUUUUGAAAGGCUGGAUGCUCUACCUUCGACGAUAUUUCCCUACCCUACCAUUAAAGGCGUCAACAGGUGCUCCAAACGCCCACAGUUUUGAUCACAAGCAAUUGACAGUCAAAAGCACGUCGGAAACUCUGUUCAAAGCUCUGAAGUCUUACGCCCACAGCAAGCAAUUGAAACGUUCAAUAUCCGUCGGUGUCAUAGGAUACCCUAACGUCGGCAAAUCCUCUGUUAUCAAUGCACUCACUGCGCGCCUAAACAAGGGCUCUUCCUCGGCAUGUCCAGUUGGUGCUGAGGCCGGAAUUACCACCAGUAUCAGAGAGGUAAAGCUCGACAGCAAGCUGAAGCUCAUCGACUCACCCGGAAUAGUAUUCCCCAACGCAGAAAAGGGGAAGAAGAAAUCAUCCAAGAAGAUCAAUGAGGAAGCUCGCCUUGUCCUCCUCAACGCCAUCCCUCCCAAACAAAUUUCAGACCCUAUCCCCGCCGUCACCCUCCUUCUACAACGACUCUCUUCCACACCUGCCCUCCUCUCCAAAAUGCUCGAUGUCUAUGGCAUCCCUCCCCUUUUCCCUACCGAUGGAGACAAGACGAAUGAUUUCCUAAUCCAGGUUGCCCGAAAGCGAGGCCGGCUUGGUAGAGGUGGUGUUCCAAAUAUCAACAGCGCGGCAACGACGGUUAUUACCGAUUGGCGGGACGGACGUAUUCAGGGAUGGCUUGAGGCCCCCGUUAUUCCAGGAGCUACUUCCUUGCCUGCUGCAAAUGGCCCCAGUAACAUGGCUGCGGUGAGCGGUGCAGAUACCAAACAGAUUGUCAAGGAAUGGGCAGAGGAAUUCAAACUGGAGGGUCUAUGGGGUGAUGGCGUCCAACUGGAUGACGAGAUGGUUGUGGAGUAAUCCCCUUUUUCUACUAUAUCAUUUAUUGUUUUCUUUCCUUACUGUGUAUUCGAACGGAUAUCAAAAAGGCGCUUUUUGAGGUAUAUUGCAAUUGCUUAGACGGUUUUCAGGGAUAAGUCAUUAAUGUUAUUUACUAGGAUUACGAGAAUAUAUACCUACUAUUUUUAUGCAAUCUACUUCUAAUGACUCUUUAUAUGUCAUUUCUUCUCUGCACACGGGAGAAAAGACGUUUAUGGAUACUGAAUCCGAUUUCCGCUCAACAUUGAUUUCCGACUUCGAAUCGACCCCUUCAACCUUUUAAAAAGCUAUAAUCAUGAAGUAAAUAAAAUACAUUCAAAAUAUAUAUAAAUUAAUAUAAUACGGUAGAUUCUUA